AUGUACAUAGCAUUAAGUAAUAAAAAGCACACAUUGGACAUGGGUUCUACGGCAUUUUGUAACAAACGUGCUGUCGCCGGCCCGUGUAGUAACUACACAAGAUUCUAUUACUACAACACAGUAAACAGCAUGUGUCAAGCCUUUAUGUAUAGCGGAUGUGGAGGCAACGAUAACAGGUUCUCGACAUUGAGACAAUGUAAGAGCACCUGUGAACAUGAAGGUUAUGCCAGGAACGAAGGAGCGUAUUGGAGC
Molecule: messenger RNA, 252 nt
Organism: Candidula unifasciata
Lineage: Eukaryota; Metazoa; Mollusca; Gastropoda; Stylommatophora; Geomitridae
Source: the annotation of a GenBank genome assembly